CACUGACCUAAUAAACAUUUAUUUUCUUGUCUAAAAAAAUAUUAUUUAUUAAAAGCAACCACUUUCAUUAUGCCUGCAAGUUUUGUAAUUUAUAAAAUAAGAAUGUUGUUAGACUGGAAAACUACAAUACCACAGAGAUAGACCAUGGCUGCAGAAACACACAAAGAUGAGCUAAUAUGGAUACCAAAAGAGGAUGAAGAAGAGCGAGCAAGAGUUGAUAUCUACAAAUACAUAUUCGGGUUUGUAGAAAUGGCUGUAGUGAAAUGUGCCAUUGAGCUCGGAAUAGCUGACGCCAUAGAAAGCCAUGGACGCCCCAUGUCUCUCCUGGAAUUAUCAUCAGCCUUAGGCUGUGCUGCUCCAGCCCUUCUUCGCAUCAUGAGGUUUUUAACAAACCGAAAACUAUUCAAAGAGAUCAGAAUAAACGAAAAUAUUCAAGACUCUGAACAGCCUAGUUUAUACGCGCAAACUGCUCUUUCUCGCCUUAUCCUGAGGUCUGGCGAGAAAAGCAUGGCGACGUUCGUGUUGAUGGAGAGCAGCCCUCCCAUGCUGGCUCCAUGGCACGGCCUAAGUGCCCGCGUCAAGACUGAAGUUGAUGAUUCUUCGGCGCCUUCACCAUUCGAAGUGGCCAACGGCAAAGAUGUGUGGAGCUACGCGGCAGCGAAUCCCGGCCACAGCCAGCUCAUUAACGAAGCGAUGGCAUGCAAUGCUAGGGUGACGGUGGCAGCAAUAUUGGACGGGUGUUUGGACGUGUUUGAUGGGAUUGGUACCAUCGUCGACGUUGGCGGCGGUAAUGGGACAGCUUUGCGAAUGUUGGUUAGCGCUUGUCCUUGGAUUCGAGGCAUCAACUUUGAUCUUCCUCAUGUUGUGUCUGUUGCGCUAAAAUCUGAGGGUGUUGAGCAUGUUGGUGGUGACAUGUUUAAGUUUGUUCCUAAAGCUGAUGCUGCUUUCCUCAUGUCGGUUCUUCAUGAUUGGGAGGACGAUGAGUGUAUCCAAAUACUGAAGAAGUGCAGGGAGGCUAUUCCUGAGAAUAAGGGGAAGGUGAUAAUGGUAGAAUGUGUUAUUGAAGAAAAUAAUAAUAAUGUAGAAGAAAAGCAUGAAGAGCUGGAGCUUAAAGAUGUGGGUUUGUUCCUUGACAUGGUCAUGAUUGCUCAUACUAACAAAGGCAAAGAGAGGACCUUAGAGGACUGGGCCUAUGUUCUCGCCCAGGCUGGUUUUAAUCGAUACAAUAUUAGAGCCAUCAACGCUAUCUACUCUAUAAUUGAAGCUUUUCCAAAUUAAUUUGCAAGAUCGUAAAAAUUAGAAUAAAAAAAUGCGAACCCACCGUAACUUUAUAUAUAUGCAUACAAUAAUGGUGGGAUUGCAUAUAUAGUUUGUGUUUUAUUAUAUCAGUAUUUUAAUUUUCAAUAAUAAUAACAUCUGGUUCAAUUCUUAAUUUAAAUUAAAGAAAAAAAAUACUGUUUUAAU
Messenger RNA from Cannabis sativa, 1464 nucleotides. Its product is annotated as acetylserotonin O-methyltransferase. Bases 145 to 1278 code for a protein of 377 amino acids. Gene Ontology annotation, biological process: methylation. NCBI's taxonomy places the organism in Eukaryota, Viridiplantae, Streptophyta, Magnoliopsida, Rosales, Cannabaceae. Gene Ontology annotation, molecular function: S-adenosylmethionine-dependent methyltransferase activity; O-methyltransferase activity; protein dimerization activity. The record is from RefSeq and is a predicted model, not a curated record. The transcript is spliced from 2 exons.